ACAUCACGCUGGAAAGCCGCCAGGGAGUUACAAAAGCGCUGCUAUUUACUCGUUACAUAUCGUCCGUAGAGCUCGCCAUAUACUCCUUCUCCAGCCUCUCCUCCAAGAAGUCAUGGCUCUCUCUGGAAGAUUUGGUGUUCAGAGGCUGUGUGGAAUCCUUUCUAGGAGCGAAACAAGAGCUGCACUGGUGGGCCGUUAUUACAGCAGUGGCGAUGGGGAGCUUCAUGAGCCAACUCACAUCCAGGAGCCAACAAUUCCACCAUAUGAGGAGAAGGUUGGAGAACCCAUCCACCUCAAGAAAGCUAGGCUCCAGUACCAGUCGAGGAAACGGGGAAUGCUUGAAAAUGGUUUACUACUGAGUACUUUUGCCCAUCGUUACUUACAGACUAUGAAUGAAGAACAGUUGUCCAUGUAUGAUCGCCUGAUUAACCUGCCUUCCAAUGACUGGGAAAUAUAUUACUGGGCAACCGGUGUACGGGAAACGCCACAAGAAUUUGACAAUGAAAUAAUGAGACUGUUGAAGGACUUUGUCAAGAAUACAGAUAGAGAGAACAGGACAUUACAGCCAAAUCUUCACUGAGAAGUUACAGUUGAAACUCAUUUGUAAUAUAUUGAUUGGACUUGUAUUGAAUGUACUCAGAUUAUAUUUAUUUUAUCCUAUUCUGAUGUGUAUCAUAUUUUUUAAAAAUAUUUUGUAAAAAUGUUAAUCUUUGGUUGUUGCUGUAGUUUUUCACAUGAGGUGUAAUGUGUGAUAGAGUGAAUGAUGGACUGGUACAAGUUUUGUGUAUUAUUGUAAAUAGGUACCUUACUUAAAGAAUUUAUUACACAUUGUAUGGGGACAGUCAAGGAUUCUAUUCCAAAAAAUAAAAAAAAGAUUAAAACACA
Penaeus vannamei (Pacific white shrimp) is the source of this 885-nucleotide messenger RNA. RefSeq names its product succinate dehydrogenase assembly factor 2, mitochondrial. Gene Ontology annotation, cellular component: mitochondrion. NCBI's taxonomy places the organism in Eukaryota, Metazoa, Arthropoda, Malacostraca, Decapoda, Penaeidae. Gene Ontology annotation, biological process: tricarboxylic acid cycle; protein-FAD linkage; mitochondrial respiratory chain complex II assembly. The record is from RefSeq and is a predicted model, not a curated record.